AAUUAGAAAUUUUAAAGAUAAAGUAUUGUGAUAAGAACAGGAAAAGAUAAAAUCAACUUUUUAAAGAGACGCUGUUGCUUUUUCGAGUUUAGUUUUAUUGCUGAUCAGUUUGAAUCCAUUGUUGAGUUAUCUUCAAUACUUUGCAUUUUCAGAGCGAAGAACGUUAAUUUUUUGUGCCGUGAUGUCAUCUUUUGAUAGUGAUGAAGAAAAUGCAAUAGAAAAGACAAAGAAGGAUUCCAAAGUAAACAAGGAUCAGGAAGCAAAGCUAGAAGAUGAUUUGAAAUUACUUCAAGUGAAAGAAACGAAUAGCAAUUCUCAUUCUUCCACAACUGAGAAAGGAAUUACUGUUAAAAAGAAAUCUACGGCCGAUAACCUCAGUCAUGAAGAAUCAAUUAGAAACAUAGAAAGACCUGAACCAUCAUUUAGAGACACAUUUCUUGCAAAUAAAAUUUCUUCAAAGCAAAAUACUCAUAAUAUAAGAUCAACUACUGAAGCGGUUAAUUUAGGAGCUGAAGCAACAAAUUGGAGGAGUUUACGAAACCCUAAUCCAAAGGAAAAGAAAGAAUCUAUUUCCGUUUCAAGUUCUUUAAGUUGGAGAGACCCCCACUUUAAAUAUGAAAGAUUGAAACAAAAUGAUAGUUCUGAGUCCAGAAAGCGGUGGAACGAUGAUAUAAGAGAAAAUCAAUCUAGAUCAUUUGAAAACAGAUCGACAUAUCUUACAAAUAGAGAUAAAUCAAACAGAGGCAACUGGACUAUUUCUUGUGCUCCUGAUAUUGUACUUGAUAAUGGAUUAACGGAAAUAGAACACGUUCAGAUGUGUGUGAAUGAACUUCAUGAACAAAAUGCGGAGUUGUUUGCUACUCGUCAUCCUAAAGUGUUUCAGAAACCCAAUGGAACUAUUUGCAUUAACUGUUACACUUCUAAUUAUGAAGAUAAAGUACACGUUGCUAAAGUUGCAGAUAUAUUGGUUGAAAAAAUCGGGUAUUAUCCAUAUUGUUUUUUAUAUUUUCAAGAAAAAAAGCCUUUGUACAUGAGGACGUGUGAAAAAGAGUUCUAUGAAUAUAUUGAAAAUAAUUGGAAAUUAAUUGAUUUCAAUGAGUGAGUUUUGCUGGUAUUGAACUUUAAUUGCAACAUAAUAAUUAUUAUUCUAAACAUUUAUAAUUAUAUUUAAUUAACAUUUAUAAUUAUAUUUAAUUGACAUUUAUAAUUAUAGCAGAAUAAUAAUUAUAAACAUUUCUUUAAAUAUGUUCAAAGACUAUUGAAUAUAAGAAUGCAUCUAAUUUUGAAUAAUUUAUUUUUUAAGGAGUUCCAAUUUUGAAAUACAUUUGUUGAAAAUGAAUUCUUAUUACUUCUAGCCAGAAUACGGUUUUCAGUUAAAAAUACUGAGUUAUUUUGUAACUUAAUCAUAAUAUAAAUUUUUUUUUAUUGUUUUUGUUACUUUAAUACCUGUUAAAAAGGAAUAUAAAACCAUUUUAACAGAUCUUUAAAGUAUUAUCUAAUCUCGAGUUUUCUAAGCAUAUUUUCAUGCUUUAUUUAUAAAAAAUAAAACUCAUUUUCCAAUGAAAUUUCACAUAAUUUUAGGUG
This is a messenger RNA of Parasteatoda tepidariorum (common house spider), 1584 nucleotides long. RefSeq lists its product as uncharacterized. The record is from RefSeq and is a predicted model, not a curated record. Lineage: Eukaryota; Metazoa; Arthropoda; Arachnida; Araneae; Theridiidae.